AUCCGAUUAAUUUCACAAAUGGUCGAUCGUGGGUUCAAUACGAAAAAUUUAAUUAUCUGGCAACUAAACUUCUUGUUGUCUGCAUGGUUCUCCUUUACGUUACCUCAGUGACAGCAACAACAACUGCAACAGGGAAUAUUGCAAAUAAAACUUAAUAACUGCGACGACAGCAACGCAAUUGGUAGAAAUUAAUGUGAACUAUUAAAUCUUAAAAAAAAAGACUUGCGCCAUAAUCACUGAUAACGCUCUAAUUCAUUAGAAAUUGGAAAUUUGUAAAGCAUGUCUGUUAUAGCCGUUUAUCGCCCCUUCACAGUCAGCGCUUGCUGAUUGCACCUGUGCCACCGUUGCUACGGAGUUAAAUUUGCGCAAUUAUAAUAAACAAAAACAAAAGACAUUAUUCGUCAUGUAAAAAUUUACAAAACCGUUUAAUAUUUGAAUAUUUGAUUACCUAUACAUCACACUAAAUCCUAAAGCAAGGUGUAUAAUAUUCUCAUAAUGGAUCUCCUCCACCGAUUGCUGUACACUGCAAUAAGUGCUGCCUCAAUUAUAUAUUUCAUCGUGAAAACAAGUCUAUCGCAUUGGAAGCGUCGUGGUAUUUUACAUGAGAAACCGAAAUUCUUAGUUGGCAAUUUAGGUGGUGUUGGUGGCAAACGCCAUAUAAGCACUCUGCUGGAACAACUCUACGAAAAGUACAAAGGUCAGGCGCCCUUCAUAGGCUGCUAUGCAUACUUGAAGCCAAUGGUCUUAGUAUUGGACUUGGAAUUGGUGCAAAACGUGCUGGUGAAUCAUGCCGACCACUUCAAGGAACGUGGCGUGUUUGGUAAUGCGCCGCAUGAUCCGCUCUCCGCCAAUUUACUGCAGCAGGAUGGUGCAGACUGGCAACGUUUGAAUACCGUUGUGUGCCCAGCCUUUGUAGACGAGAAUAUUUCUCAGAUGUUACCCACUUUGGAGCGGGUCGCGCACACAAUGCAUCGUUCUUUGGCACUGUCGGCGGAUACGAAUGCAAUAGCUGUAAAUAAUUUGGUAGAUUGUUACAAUAUUGAUGUCAUAUCGACCUUGGCAUUCGGCGUUAGCGGUGAAACGCUACUGAACUCCGAUACGGAAUUCCGUCGUAUGGCGCGUAGUUACCUCAAAGACUUUAAUAUGUUCCGACUCUAUUUCCUUAUGUACUUCCCGAAUGUUGCACGCUUGUUGCGUUAUAAAAACUACGAACAAGCUGCGACUGAUUAUUUCUUAAAGCUUGUGCGUCAGAAACUUUUUGAGCAAGAGUGGAGUCGUUUGGAUAAGGGAAAUAGCUUCUUUCAUAUGUUUGCCGAAUUGAAGCGACAUCGAGAGGCGUCGAAACGUUUGAGUGACGAAGAAAUAGCGGCACAGGCCUUUUCAUUUAUUUUAAUGGGAUUGGAGACAUGUAACUCGGCGAUGGCUUUCUGCUUGUAUGAACUAGCGCUGCAGCCGGAACUGCAGCAGCGGGUGCGAGUAGAAAUAAGCGAAACGCUAAAACGAAGCGAAAAUGGUUUGGAUAAAAAGAGCUUGAAGUCCAUGCAUUUGCUCAGGCAGUGUUUGUACGAAACACUACGCAAACACACACCCUAUGCCUUCUUGUUACGCAAUACUAAUAAGGAUUACGAAAUACCCAAUUCUGUUUUUAUGCUGCAAACAGACAAUCAUCUAGUCAUCCCAAUAGCGGCAAUACACCGUGAUCCAGCGCUUUAUCCAGAGCCAAAUAAAUUCAGUCCCGAACGUUUUACUGAGGAAAACAUCAAGCGUCGCCAUCCAAUGGCUUACAUACCAUACGGAGCUGGCUCCCGCUACUGCCUGGCAAAGCAAUUCGCCGAAAUGCAAAUGCUAGUUGGCCUCGCGACUCUGUUGCGCGACUACAGUUUCAGUCCAUGCCGUGAAACUCCAAUUCCACUGGUUUACGACAACAAACGUUUAGUACUUAGUCCAAAGGGAAAUUUAAUAUUGAAGUUUCAACGAGUAUAAGGCGUAAGACAAGUGCGACUUAAAAAAAAAAAACAAAAAUUAGACAUUCUUCGCACACAAUUAACAGUUGUGCAUAAAAUUAUAAAAUGUAGAUCUUAUUUUCGCUCUUAAAUUUAUUGAACUUUUGAUGUACAAUGAUUCCGCUUUAUUGAUUUGAAAACAUUUUUUUUUCUCUGUACAAAUAUUUCCUUAACCAACCAUUUGACCACGAUUUACGAUUACGGAUUUUUAGAGUACGAUAUAUUUUGAAAUACUUUUUCUUUCUCAUGUUUUAAGAUAUACACUUCAGUAUAAAAAUUAAUAUAUUAUACAUAUACAUAUUUACAAAUGCAAAACAAACUGCAACUGCUGCGUCCGUAAAAAUUUGCUUUGCUGCUUGUGUAUGAAAACGCUCUACAUUAUAAGUUAUUCUUUAUAUACAAAUAUUUUUUUUUUGUUAUUUGUUCAACACAAAUGGGGAAGCACAUUGAAGACACGAACAAAAAUAUAUGCUAAUUAAAUAUAUAAAACAAAAA
Molecule: messenger RNA, 2498 nt
Organism: Ceratitis capitata (Mediterranean fruit fly)
Lineage: Eukaryota; Metazoa; Arthropoda; Insecta; Diptera; Tephritidae
Gene: Cyp6u1
Product: probable cytochrome P450 6u1
Exons: 3
Coding region: 496-1983 (495 amino acids)
Molecular function (GO): iron ion binding; oxidoreductase activity, acting on paired donors, with incorporation or reduction of molecular oxygen; heme binding
Source: RefSeq, a predicted model, not a curated record